AUGUCAUCCAGCCACGCAUCCCUAGAUGCAGCGUCCAACGAUCGCAAAGCCCGCCUGGCGAAGCUCGCAGCAUUGAAGCGCAAGCAACCCGAAACCGACGACACAUUGCCAGACACCGAUGGCGAUGGCGAUACGAAUAUCGAGGACUCCGGAGCCUCGGAAAUGACGACUAAAUACCUGUCUGGUCGCAACUACGACGCCGAGACUCGCGGCCCCAAGCUUGGUUUCGAAGAAGGCCCUCAAGAAGGCCAAGUGACUGUCGAAACGCAAGCAGCUGAGAUUGAAGAGGCUAUGAAACAACAAGCACAAAAGGACGAUUUGGCCGAUCAACCCAUCGACUUGUUCAAAUUACAACCGAAGAAACCCAACUGGGAUCUGCGCCGAGAUCUUGAUGAGAAACUGAAGAUUCUCGAUGUGAGGACCGAAAAUGCAAUUGCCAAGCUGGUUCGACAACGGAUAGAAGGUGCUCAGCGUGCGGCGAAGGAACGAGGCGCCGGCUCCAAUGGUGGCGAUCAAGGGGAGGAAGUGGGGAUUGAGGGCGAAGCGCUGGUUGAAGGAAUUCAUCUACGUGAACAGGAGGAGGAUAAGGAUGAGGAUACGAUUUGA
Penicillium waksmanii is the source of this 606-nucleotide messenger RNA. RefSeq names its product CCDC12/cwf18 family protein. Lineage: Eukaryota; Fungi; Ascomycota; Eurotiomycetes; Eurotiales; Aspergillaceae. The coding region runs from base 1 to 606 and encodes 201 amino acids. Gene Ontology annotation, cellular component: post-mRNA release spliceosomal complex; U2-type spliceosomal complex. The transcript has a single exon. The record is from RefSeq and is a predicted model, not a curated record.